This is a messenger RNA of Manihot esculenta (cassava), 733 nucleotides long. Its product is annotated as sm-like protein LSM5. Lineage: Eukaryota; Viridiplantae; Streptophyta; Magnoliopsida; Malpighiales; Euphorbiaceae. Gene Ontology annotation, molecular function: RNA binding. Bases 136 to 429 code for a protein of 97 amino acids. Gene Ontology annotation, biological process: mRNA splicing, via spliceosome. The record is from RefSeq and is a predicted model, not a curated record. The transcript is spliced from 4 exons. Gene Ontology annotation, cellular component: U6 snRNP; U4/U6 x U5 tri-snRNP complex; Lsm1-7-Pat1 complex.
CUGAAGUCUUUGGGGCUAUUUUCGUCAUCUCGUGAUUUAUCCGCCAAUGGAAGGACAGAGGCGCGGUGAAAACUGAAUAUCGCGGGCGAGGACACUGUAGUGCUCUCACUGCCGAGGCUUCUUCCUUUGAAUCCCAUGGCCAAUAACCCCUCUCAGCUCCUUCCAUCAGAGCUAAUAGACAGGUGCAUAGGGUCGAAAAUAUGGGUGAUAAUGAAAGGAGACAAGGAGCUCGUUGGUACUCUCAGAGGCUUCGACGUCUAUGUAAACAUGGUCCUCGAAGAUGUCACUGAAUAUGAAAUCACUGCUGAAGGGCGGCGAAUUACCAAGCUUGAUCAGAUAUUACUAAAUGGAAACAACAUUGCCAUUGGGGGAGAGAAAGCGGUGUUUUGGCUCCGAUCGGUCAGUUUGAAAAUUCAGAAUUAUGGAUGAGAAAGACUAACAUUUGUUUUGCAAUGCAGCUGGUUCCUGGUGGUUCCCCUGAUCCAGAAUGAAAACGCAGUGGUUUAUGCCGAUUUUACUUUUCCUUAUUCAUAUAACUAAUGACUGAUUGCAUUCUCAUUUUUAUUGAGAAGUUUAGCAAUUAAGAAUUUGUUCCUCAAUGUUUUUUUCCGCAUGGAUAUAAUUCCAACUAUUAUAUCUUUUCUUGCCUCUUCUAGUGCUGAACGCCAGAAUUGGAUACAACUCUGUGAUAACGAUGGGAAAUGAAGAAGUUGAUUGGAUUAUGUUUGGCAAA